AAAAAAUCCAAAUAAUUUCUCCUUAUUCUCAAAUUUUCUUUUUUAAUUUCGUUUUAAAAAAAAAAUCUGGCGUCAAUCCCUUUCGCCAGGUCAGCCUAGCGUCUCACGUGAUUUUAAACCGAGAGAGAAAAGUAGUCUUUGUCACAGAGGAAGUCGGUGCCAGACUCCGCUGGUCUCAGUUCACUGAGAAAGGGAGAGGCUUCCUUUUGAUUUCUUAUGAGAAUAACGUCGAACUAGUAGUGCUUGAUGGAAACACAAAACCCUCAGCAUGGACAAAUUAUUGAGAUAAGUGUUGAUGUUCCUGAUGGAGGGAGUAGUGUUGGUGGCAGUAAGAUAUGUGGGGAAGCACCUUGUGGAUUCUCAGAUGCUGGAGCUAUUUACAAAGAUACCAGAGAACGAUCAGCUUCCAUGCGCAAGCUCUUGGUGGCAGUGGCACUUUGUGUAAUCUUUAUGAGUGUUGAAGUAGGUGGUGGCAUCGUGGCCAACAGUCUUGCAAUAUUGACUGAUGCUGCCCAUUUGCUUUCAGAUGUUGCAGCCUUUGCUAUCUCCUUGUUGUCUUUAUGGGCAGCUGGCUUCCCAGCCACGCCCCGUCUGUCCUAUGGAUUCUUUAGGGUUGAGAUUCUAGGUGCAUUGGUUUCCACGCAGCUCAUUUGGUUGCUUGCUGGGAUUUUGGUAUAUGAAGCCAUUUAUAGGCUCAUUCAUGAUACAGGUGAGGUAAACGGCUUUGUAAUGUUUCUAGUUGCAGCAUUUGGUCUGGUGGUGAAUGUCAUCAUGGCUCUUUUGUUGGGCCAUGAUAAUGGACAUGGAUAUGGCCAUGGCCAUGAUGAUCACAAUCAUAAGAUUGAACACAGCCAUGGGAAGAAAAUUACCACUCAUCACCGCCAUCAUCAUGAGGAGCGAUUGCAAGAGGAGCACCACCCUGUGUCUGAAGAAACUGCUGUACCAUUGCUGGAUGAGGGAAAAGGCAAGCAUGUAAAAACACACCGUAAUAUAAAUGUGCAAGGGGCUUAUCUCCAUGUGCUUGGGGAUUCAAUUCAGAGUAUUGGGGUAAUGAUUGGAGGUGCAAUCAUAUGGUAUAAGCCUGAGUGGAAGAUAGUUGACCUCAUAUGCACACUAAUUUUUUCAGUUGUAGUUUUAGGUACAACGAUCAAAAUGUUGCAUAACAUACUUGAAAUCUUGAUGGAGAGCUCUCCAAGAGAGAUAGAUGCAACAAAGCUAGAGAUGGGGCUGUUGGAGAUGGAGGAAGUGAUGGCCAUUCACGAGCUGCAUAUAUGGGCCAUCACAGUGGGCAAAGUCCUCUUAUCUUGUCAUGUUAAAAUCAGACCAGAGGCAAAUGCUGACAUGGUUCUUGACAAUGUGAUAAACUACAUCAGAAGGGAAUACAAUAUUAGUCAUGUUACCAUCCAGAUAGAACGGUAGUGGUGGAAAUGGAUUGACUCAUAGUAUCUGGGGCCUCUUGUUUCUGAAACUUCCAAUUUUUCUAUCAUGUGAAUGCAACUCUGUUGUCUUUGCAGUGAUGGCUUAUCUGUUCAGCUAUAAAAUUGAUUAGGUCGUAGAUAUAAAAAUAGUAUCUAUACUUGUAUGACUACUGCUUGUCUAUGUAAUAUCUAGAUUUUGCAAUUGCAGAAUUUCUCUCUUGGAGUUCCUUGAGUCUUUGCUUUCUUUUCAUCUCAUCCAAAUUACCAAAUAAGUGUCACGUGUGCAAACAUUAUUCAUCUUUAGGAAGAAGUUUCUCUUGAGACAUGGAAAGGAACUUGCAUCCUUCUUCAAUACAAGACACCCAUAGUCACUGGGAGUUGGGGUCUACCAAUGAUAAUUUACAAGUAUCACAAGAAUUGUUUGGUAAAAUCACAGCUGGAAGCAUGAUCUUUAGAGGUGGGGGGGCUUGUGGCAUCCAAUUGAGUGCAUAAGAUUUGUUACUCAUGAGAGUGGGAUGCCUCUGGUUGUAAGGCUUAAGCCUUUGUAUAUGCCUUGGUGUUUUUUAUAGGUUGUAAAUAGACGCCUCAUAUCAAAAUGGAUGAGAAUUUUAUAAAUUAUAUUUCUUUUUGUAAAUUUGAGUUUCAUGAAUCUUUGUCACUUCUGCUUAUAAUACUUGUCUGAGCUGUUUGAUUGCUUUUCUUGAUGUAGAAAGGAGGAAGCCACCAUGUGAGACGACGAUUGAGAAUGAAUAAUUUGAAGGGCUCAUGAAACUGGCGACACUGUGAAAGGUCUGAUAGCAACAAGCGGGUUAAUUUUUGUCUCUGCUUAGUUUCUCUGAAAUUGAGAGACAUGGUGCCUUGAUCAUCAGGUAAUCUACCGACCAAUCAGUAGAAGAGGACAUUGUGAAGCUGUAAGUGGGUGUUUAGCAAUUUCCCAAUUUGUGCUCUUGGUUUCAGAAGUUAGGCUUUGUAGGGUAAUGGUGGAUGAAAUUUAACAAGUGGAAAAAGAAAUAUUUAGCAAUUUCCCAAUUUGUGCUCUUUGUUUCAGAAGUUAGGCUUUGUAGGGUAAUGGUGGAUGAAAUUUAACAAGUGGAAAAAGAAAACUCUUUCAUU
Messenger RNA from Manihot esculenta (cassava), 2531 nucleotides. Its product is annotated as metal tolerance protein 1. Gene Ontology annotation, cellular component: plasma membrane; vacuole. The transcript is spliced from 2 exons. Gene Ontology annotation, biological process: zinc ion transmembrane transport. Gene Ontology annotation, molecular function: zinc ion transmembrane transporter activity. The record is from RefSeq and is a predicted model, not a curated record. NCBI's taxonomy places the organism in Eukaryota, Viridiplantae, Streptophyta, Magnoliopsida, Malpighiales, Euphorbiaceae. Bases 247 to 1419 code for a protein of 390 amino acids.